CCUGUCACAGGGAUGGCUCUACCUUUAACUUUACCAUUGUUAUCUUCCUAUCUGUUUAAUACUACAUAAGCCUUGCAGUUAAAGCAGCAUUAUUAAAGGAAGUAAGAAUCAGUCAGUCAGUCCUGCAUGGAUACAUGUAGUUGAAGAGUGUUUUCUUGUGGGAUAUGAUGUAGUAUAGUCUGGUAGAAAUUUUCAGUGUUUUUGGAGAAACCUAUUGCCUUCAUCGUCAGGGUGGAAGCAUAAGCCAGGCAAUGCUGCUUGCUGCUUGCUUACUUUGCUUACUCCUCAACACAGAAGCAGCAGGCAAAGUGCUUGAUUUCAUUCAUGAUUACUCUUUUACCCUGAAGAUGGAGGCAGUGCAUUUCUCCAAAACACCAGUAAAGUUCUACCAGACUAAAUGUUGUCACAUCCCAGGCCAUAGUACUCUUCAUAGUUAGGUCCAAAUAAUCUCCUUAACACUUUGUUCCCAAACACACUCAAUGUACAAGGAUGUUCUUCCUUUAUAAUGUGACUGAUUUCACAGUCGUACAAAGCAAAAGGUAAAAUUACAGUUUUAUAUCUUUAAUUUAAUCUUAGGUGUUUAGAAAGGAGAUGUGAAAAUUAAUGAUUCUGAACAAAAUGGUUAAAUUUUAUGUUUUGGAUUCUAAAUGAAGUUGUUUUCAUUGCAGGGAGGACGUAUCAGUUGCAUCAGUUGACCACACUGUGGUUACAGUCAUGUCUUUCCUUCAUGCAGCUGCAAGGUGCUUCCAAGCUGAUAAUGAUCAUGCAUCCAUUUCAUCAACUGUACUUAAACUUUGUUUAAUAUUCCUCAACUGUAUGUCCUCUAAGCUUGCUACUAGGGAACACAAGCUAACAGCUGUUUGUCUGUAUGCAGAAAAUUUGAAAGGUCUGCUGAAUGUUAACAUCAAACAUUUACAGACAAAAUAUCUGCUUGAUGAAAACCACCAGAGUACUGGGAAAUCAUGCAUUGAUGGAGAAGAUGCAGUUGAAUCAGAGGAGGAAAUUGUUCAGUAUAUAAUAUUAUUAAUUUUCUCAGUUACACUAAUUUCAAAGUUACCUGGAAGUUUGAACAAAAGGGACGAAGAGGAGAUAAAGGUUGAUUCAGAGCAAGAAGAUUUUAUGGGGAAAAUAUCAUUCAGUGAUGUUUGUCUGUUGGAGGAUCACCUUCUGACAGCUCUUUAUUCCAUAGCAGUGUGUGAGUCCUUCAUCAGACAUUACAAGAGUUCCGUGUAUUACUACAAGAUAUUUUCAAAGUAUGAUAUUUUAAAUGAACGAUUUAAACUCCUGAUGCUUGCUUUUGAUGCCAAGGAAGUGAAAAACAUCACUCAUAUCGCUGCAAAAAGGGCAUUACACUGUGGAAGCUUAUGGUUGUCCCUCUUGCACACAUGAGUGCUGAAACAAAUAGAUCUGCAUGACCUGUAUUUAGAUGUUUCAUCAAAUGAUGGAUCUGACAGCACUGGAACUAUUCACAUAUCAGAGAUAUUUCAGUCCUCUCUAAAGUCAGAAGAUAUGAGGCCAGAUAUGGUAACAAUGGAUAGGGAGAAACUGGUAAUGGUGACAUUCUGGCUGAAUCAUAUUAUGUUGACUGCAUUCUUAGUUUCCUCAAUUCUGUCCUCAUUUGGUAUGAGCGGGAGGACAAAACUGACUUAUUAUUUGACUGUUAUUCAUGGCCUUACAUGUUUCGGUCUUCAGAGACCAUCUUGAGAGGGAUACUCUUGCCACCCUAUAUAUCGCUUUAAUAAGCUCAACAAAUUGAUAGAAGAACAAAAACACACAAAGGAAAGUGACAACCAGUAUAUCAUAUUCGACCUCAUAAUACAACAUCAGUACACGCCCACACUAACGUCACAGACACAAGGAAUAUAAAUACGCGGUACAACACAACCUAGAACAGUAAAAGCAACAGAGCGGGCCACAGACACAUACAGGACAACAUUAAAGGUAGGACAAAGUAACAAAAGUCUUUACAAAACAUAAUAGGAUUGAUGAAAUAAUACAAUAUACCCAUAAUAUAUUUGCAGAACCCUCUUCUCGAGAAUGACAAGGUGGCACACGUUUGGCCCCCU
Messenger RNA from Cryptotermes secundus, 2066 nucleotides. RefSeq lists its product as uncharacterized. The transcript has 6 exons. Lineage: Eukaryota; Metazoa; Arthropoda; Insecta; Blattodea; Kalotermitidae. The record is from RefSeq and is a predicted model, not a curated record. The coding region runs from base 715 to 1389 and encodes 224 amino acids.